ACCUCUUCUCGCCAUUGCUGUAACUCAAAGGUCCGUUCUUUCCAUUCUUGAAAUGGUUGCGGCUUGUCUCUCUACUUGCAAUUUUACAGAGCUAGCCAUUUUACGGCUUGGCAGAACCAACAGGAGGCUUGGGUUUUCACUUUCAACGCUCUCUACAUCAAAAUCUUUUGAUUCUAGAAUUAGUAUUGGAAUUAGAGUGAAAGCAGGGGAUGGGAGGGAUAGUUUUGCCGUUGAAGAUAGAGAAAGGGAUUUAAAUGGUGAAGUGAACGGUUAUGUUUUGAAUGGUAAUGGUAAUGUUAAUGGUAAUGGGAGUGUUCAUUUCAGUAGCAAUGACAAUGAUUAUGAUAAUGUGGUGGCUAAAACGAGCUCAAAUGGGAGUGCUAGUGUGAAUGGAGUUAGUAAUGAGAUUUUGGUGAAGUAUACCAAUGGGAAUGGAUCUGCAGGUGCUGCUACCGUAACUACUGAACCAGUUGUGAAAUCAAAAUCAGAUAAGGUACCAUCUGAUAAGAAGACUGUGGAGGAGAUUGGACAGGAAGAUGCCUGGUUUAAGAGAAAUGGGUAUCAGCAGGUUGAGGUUUCUGUUGCGCCUGGGGGCCGUUGGAGUAGAUUCAAAACUUAUUCUACUAUACAAAGGACUUUGGAAAUAUGGGGUUCUGUUCUUACAUUUAUCUUUAGGGCUUGGUUGACCACUCAGAAAUUUUCUUAUCGAGGCGGAAUGACAGAGGAGAAGAAAGCUAAAAGGCGGAAAAUACUAGCCAAGUGGUUGAAGGAAAAUAUUUUGAGAUUAGGUCCUACAUUCAUUAAAAUCGGACAGCAGUUCUCUACAAGGGUGGACAUUCUUCCUCAAGAAUAUAUUGAUCAAUUAUCAGAACUUCAGGAUCAAGUUCCUCCUUUCUCGUCAGCUAUCGCUGUAUCUGUAGCUGAACAGGAAUUUGGAGCCCCUUUAAGUGAGAUAUUUGAUCAGUUUGAUUUUGAACCAAUUGCAGCUGCCAGUCUUGGUCAGGUUCAUCGUGCGAAAUUAAAGGGGCAGGAAGUUGUUGUUAAAGUACAAAGGCCUGGUCUCAAGGAUCUCUUUGACAUAGAUCUGAAAAACCUAAGGGUUAUUGCAGAAUAUCUUCAAAAGAUUGAUCCUAAAUCAGAUGGCGCAAAGAGGGACUGGGUGGCUAUUUAUGACGAGUGUGCGAAUGUCUUAUAUGAGGAGAUUGAUUACACCAAGGAAGCUGCUAAUGCUGAAAGAUUUGCAGAUAACUUCAAAAACCUGGAUUAUGUGAAAGUCCCAUCUAUAUACUGGGAAUACACCACACCGCAGGUGCUCACUAUGGAGUAUGUUCCUGGUAUCAAGAUAAACAGGAUUGAAGCAAUAGAUCAGUUGGGAGUUGACCGUAAAAAGUUAGGCCGCUAUGCUGUUGAGUCAUACUUGGAACAGAUUCUGUCGCAUGGUUUCUUCCAUGCUGAUCCACAUCCUGGAAAUAUUGCCGUGGAUGAUGUUAACGGGGGAAGGUUGAUCUUUUAUGACUUUGGAAUGAUGGGAAGUAUAAGUCAGAACAUCAGAGGAGGGUUGUUAGAUGUUUUCUAUGGAGUUUAUGAGAAAGAUCCAGAUAAGGUUCUUCAAGCAAUGAUCCAGAUGGGUGUACUUGUGCCUACUGGUGAUAUGACAGCUGUGAGAAGGACUGCACAGUUCUUUCUUAACAGCUUUGAAGAACGUCUCGUCGCACAAAGAAAAGAAAGAGAGAUGGCUACAACAGAACUUGGAUUCAAAAAGCCCCUGAGCAAGGAAGAGAAAAAGGAGAAAGCUAAACAGCGUUUAGCAGCAAUAGGGGAAGAUUUAUUAUCUAUUGCUGGUGAUCAACCAUUUAGAUUCCCAGCCACUUUUACAUUCGUUGUUAGGGCAUUUUCAGUGCUGGAUGGCAUUGGGAAGGGUCUCGAUCCUCGCUUUGAUAUUACUGAAAUUGCUAAACCUUAUGCCCUAGAGUUGCUAAAGUUCAGAGAAGCAGGCAUUGAGGUUGUAGUUAAGGAUUUCAGGAAAAGGUUGGAUCUGCAAUCCCGUGCAUUUCAAAACUUAUUUAGGCAAGCUGAUAGAGUGGGGAAGCUUGCUGACAUUAUACAACAAUUGGAGAAAGGUGACUUAAAGCUCCGAGUUCGAGCUUUGGAGUCAGAAAGGUCUUUUCAACGGGUUGCGGCUGUUCAAAAGACAAUAGGAAGUGCAAUAGCGGCUGGUACCCUGGUUAACCUUGCAACACUUAUGUAUCUAAAUUCAAUUAGAGUUCCUUCCACAAUAGCUUAUAUAGUAUGUGCUUUCUUCGGCCUCCAAGUUCUCUUUGGACUUCUCAAAGUAAAAAAAAUAGACGAAAGGGAGAAGCUGAUAACAGGGACUGCUUAAGUACUCAGGUAGCCCAGACAGAUUCUUUAAUCACAUGGAAUCAAUCAUGCAUCUUGAUCAUGAGAAGGGCCAAAGAGCAAAAUAGGAUUAGAAGAAACAUAUAUAGUGUUUGUCUUUAUUAAAUUCAUAAAAGAAUGAUGCUGGCUGCACUUGGUGCUUAUCUUUUAUUGUAGGAAAAUUAGUUUUGUAAAUAUGAGUUAAUAUGUAUGGACGCAAACCGACGCAACUUUUUGUAUUUUAAAAAAUAAAUAUUGUAAUUAGGUAAGUCUUUUUUGCGACAA
Molecule: messenger RNA, 2661 nt
Organism: Impatiens glandulifera
Lineage: Eukaryota; Viridiplantae; Streptophyta; Magnoliopsida; Ericales; Balsaminaceae
Product: protein ACTIVITY OF BC1 COMPLEX KINASE 8, chloroplastic-like
Exons: 21
Coding region: 53-2380 (775 amino acids)
Biological process (GO): regulation of response to reactive oxygen species
Source: RefSeq, a predicted model, not a curated record